Molecule: messenger RNA, 8673 nt
Organism: Parasteatoda tepidariorum (common house spider)
Lineage: Eukaryota; Metazoa; Arthropoda; Arachnida; Araneae; Theridiidae
Source: RefSeq, a predicted model, not a curated record
CGCAAAGAAAAACAUUCUUAUACUGUUUUGUUGGUCUCAUUCUUGUGGCAUGUGUAUAUUAUUGUGUUAUUAAUAGCUUCGUCUUUGAUAGCUACUAAUUGUCAAAUAUAUAUAUAAUCGAAAUGUUCUUCGUAUAAAUUGUGAGAAUUAAAUAGAAAUGUCUCAAUAUAGAAAUAAUCCUAAUCCGGCGAAAGAGCUCCUUGUGACUCACGUAAAAGGAGAAGGACCCAUUUUAAAGAUAUGGGGAUUGACUCCCAAUUCAAUUGAAUUAGUGAAAAAUUUCGAAUAUUUUUUUCUAACCCAUAAAGAGGAGUUGGACUGUACAUCGGGAUUUAUGCGAACCGAUCAGCUUUCAAAUGGAUUGCAUUAUGCUGUUCGCUCUAAAAUCAAAAAUCAGUGGUGUCGAGCUGUUGUCUUGUCACCAUUGGGACCGUCAAAUGUUUUAGUUCGUCUUAUAGAUUAUGGGCCUGAAGAACAAAUAUCCGUAGCUGACGUGAGACAAUUGGAAAAUCCUAUUUGUCGUUAUGAAGGUCAGGCAUCUGAAUGUAUCUUGGCCGACGUUGAGCCAAGUGAUCAUAUUCAGUGGUCACGGGAGGCUAUUAAGCGGUGUGAAAAUGAACUUAUGCUCAACACUAUGUCAUUGUUAAUAAUAUCUAAUUUCCAAAAUAUUCCUAUUGUGCGCAUUGCUAAGAAAGGUGAAAGUGAACCUUUUGUUCAGAGGUUAAUUAAUGACGAUUUGGCAGUUAUCAAAAAUGCAAAUCCUGCAAAUUAUAAUAUGAAUACUUCAAAUUACAAUUCGAAUACUGCAAAUUACAAUACGAAUACUGCAAAUUACAAUAUGAAUACUCUAAAUCCCAGCACCUCUCAUCUUGUGAAAAUUUCCUGUAUUGAGAACGCACAAAAAUUUUAUGUGCAGCUUUCUGCAGCCGAAUUAGAGUUAAAUAAGCUAAUGGAAGAGAUACAAAUCUUUGCUUCUAGACCAGAAAAUUUACGUCCUCUCAUCACACCUCAGCUAAAUCAGCCAUGUUUAAGCAGCCACAAGCAGCGUUAUUACAGAUGUCGUAUUGUAUCAUUUAAUCAAAGUGGUUGUCACGUGUCCUUCGUGGAUUACGGUUUCACCGAAAUCAAAGCUUUUCAAGACCUAAAGAUGAUGAACCCUCGAUUUUUACAACUCUAUGCUCAAGCUAUAUGUUGUACAAUGCCGAAAAAAUUUGACAUCGCAAAAGAUGAUUUUUGGCGAGUUUUAAAUCAAUAUCCCUCCUUAGAGUGUGAAAUUUUGGCACAUACUGGUGAGGCUUAUGUUGUUCUACUAAAAUACCACGGUAAAGAUGUGUUCUUACCAUUCAUGCAAAAAAGUGUACUGUUUUCAUCGUUGCCUUUUACUUACAACAAAUUAGUUUGUAAUGAGAGGUGUGAAGUAAAUAUUGGUUACAUCAACGACAUUUCCGAAUUCUUCUGUCAAUUAGUGCAAAGCAAGCAGGAAUUGGACGCCAUUUCCUCGAGGCUGAGUUUCGGAAAUGAUUUGAGGCCGAUAAGUCUUCAGGAAUGCCUACCAAAAUCGCCUGUCUGCGCUAAAUUUUCUGAAGAUAAUGAAUGGUAUCGGGCAGAGAUAGUUAAAGUCAAUCAUGAACGAGAUAUCGAAGUUUUUUUUGUUGAUUUUGGAAACUUUGAUAAUGCUACAUUGAAAGAUCUGAGAAAAAUAACUGAAGAAUUGCUCAGCUAUCCAGUUCAAGCUUACAAGUGCAAUUUAGCUGACAUUGAUCUUCCCACCGAAUCCUCCCAAAAAGAUAAAAUGUUAGAUUAUUUUGAAGAAUUGACUGCCGGGCAAUCUUUUCAAGCUUUUGUGAAAGACAUUAAAGACAACCAUAUGGGAAAAAAUUAUUCUGUUGUCCUUCAAGACAAAUCUAGCUCGACAUCGGUCAACGAUAAGAUUCGAAAUAAAUUUUCUAAUCUGGCCGUUAUUCCCAUUGCUGAAGUUGAAAUUUUAUACAUUACUAGUUUUACUUCUCUAGAUUCUUUCUUUGGGCAGUUUGAGAAGUUGAGUUCGUCCAAACUUGAAGAAAUGCAAGAGGAAAUAAAUGAGUUCUACAGCGAGGCUCAAAAUACCACCUUCAAACCAAAGACAGGAGAUAAAGUUUGUGCCAAGUACGAAGCUGACAAUCAAUACUAUAGAGCGAGAGUAGAAGCUUGCUCUGGAAGCGAAUGCAAAGUCGUUUUUCUCGAUUACGGAAAUCGAGAGUUAAUUUCUGUGAAAGACAUUCACCCGAUGAAUAAACAGUUUUUUAAGUAUCCAUUGUUUGGUGUGGAAUGUGGUUUUAACAGCUACCCAGAAGCUACACCCAUUUCUAAAGUUCGAGAUCUCAUGUUAGAAAAUUCAAUUCAAGCUAAUAUGAUUGAAGAAAAGAACAACAAGUGGCUAAUAUCAUUAAGUGAGGAUUUUUCUCCUAAUGUCCAUGUCUUAGAGAUAUUACGUCAGCAUGAAAAGGUUGUUCCUAGAUCUUUUCAAGUUACCACAAGUUUUUUAUGAAACAUAUGGCUUAUGUUUUUGCUGUCAACUUCUGGGUAGCUCAUCAUCUAUUUGUACUGCUGAUGUUAGUGAAGCUUUCCAGAAUAUUGUCGAUGAAGCUGGCCAGGAUAUGACCGCAAAGAUAGAUCAAGUACUCAAAGAAGCCUAUGUCAUCACUCUCCUUUAUGAAGUAAAUGACGUUGAAAAGAAUGUGUCCGAAAUCUUGUUUCCUGUUCAGUUAGAUGUCUCACCAUGUCCAGUUCUAGAGACUGCCAACUUUUUGCCGCCGGAUGUUCCGCUAGGACUUCAAGAAGGUUAUGUUUCAGUAGUCAACUCUCCUCAUGAUUUUUUCAUUCAAUUGGCUAGUUGUGAAGAUAAGUUAACUGGACUUUCUACAGAAUUGUCCGAAAUAUGCGAAGUCUUGGGUGAUGGUCAAUACGUGGUGGAAUCUCCAACAAUUGGCCUUGCUUGUGCUGUUAAAUAUUCUGAAGAUGAAAAUUGGUACAGAGCUGAGAUUAUAAAUUUGGAUGAUUCCACUGUUGAUGUUCUUUUUGUUGAUUAUGGUAAUGUGAGUACAGUUCUCAAGAAAGACCUGAAGGUACUCGAUGAAAAUUUUCUCACCUCUCCACCCUAUGCUAUCAGAUGCAAAUUAAAUGGGAUUGUGCCUUGCAAGGGAGACCAGUGGUCUGAAACAGUGAUAAAUACAUUUCAAGAGUCAGUACUGGAUGCAGUUUUGGGAAUAACAUUUAUAUGCAAGGAUAUACCAGCCGUUGUAAAUUUAUCUAAAGAAGAUAAAGACAUAGGUCAGGUCUUAGUGGAUUUAGAGCUAGCCAAUGUGGAUACAUGUGCUGAAACUGAUGAAGCCUAUACUGAUGAUCACCUUGCUGCACCUAUUGAAGAUACCCUUCAUUCCAUACCAAUAGAUCAGAGCUAUCCUAAACGAAAACUUACAUCUACCAAGUUACCAGUUAAGAUAUGCUACGUUGACUCUUACACUAGAUUUUACGUCACGCCUUUAGAACUGAGCACUGAGUUAGACACGGUGAUGAAGACUCUUGAAAUACUUUACACUCAGUGUGCUGACAAAUUGGAGAGUAGUCCGACCUGUCUUGAAGAACCUAAGGCUUUUUUACCUUGUGCUGCACAGUACAGUGAAGAUGAAGCCUGGUAUAGAGCACUCAUUACAGAAAUUGAUGGUGAUAAUAUAUAUGUCACCUUUGUUGAUUAUGGCAAUUCGGAAGUAUCUUCUCUCAAAAGCCUGAAAACACUAACUCCAGAACUUUUGAAAAUUCCUCCCAUAGCGAUGGAAUGCAGCUUAUAUGCUAUUCAAGCCAUUGAGGGAAAGGACCAAGACUUGUUGGCAAAAUUGGAAGAGUAUUUUGUGGAUGAAGUCGUGCUUGAGAUGGAGGUGUACAAACCUGAAGAACCUUAUAAAGUGAGAUUGUAUCACAGUGGCUCUGAUAUUGCCGAGUUAUUUUGCGAAGACGGCUUAGCUAAAGAAGUCAUUCCACCUCCUGAAGUCGAUCUGAGCUCAAAUUUUACUGACGAUCUUAAAAAGAGCCUACUCGACGCUGCUGAUAAAAAACAGGAUGCUGAAUUUCAGGUGCGAGAAAUGCCUCAAGUUGAAGAACUUACUGUAAAUGUUAAGCAUUGUGAGGUUGUCAAUGAGAAAAUAGUUUUGUUUGCCGUUCCUGUGGACUCUGAAGAAAAUCUAGCCAAUUUUCAAGAGAAAUUACAGGAUGCUUAUAGUGAAAAUCAACCGUCAUUAGAAAACACGUGCGUCUCAAAUUGUUGUGUUGCUAAAUAUGCUGAAGAUGAUAACUGGUACAGGGCGAAAAUCCUAAAUUGUGAUGAAGAAGGAAUUAAAGUUCAGUUUGUUGAUUAUGGAAAUAUUGAGACAGUAAACAGCGACGAUUUAAGAGAAAUUUUACCAGACUUUCUUAGUGAACCAGUUUAUUCUACGAAGUUUUGUCCCUUAGGCUUGGUAGUGGUAAAACCAGACGAAGUUCGAGAAAAACUAGAUGGUAGUCUUUAUGAUAAUCCUGUAAACUUGCGUUUGUGUAAAUAUUGUCAGAGUCCAAAUAGUUUAUGUUUUACUUCUUUAAUUUGUGAAUCUGAAGAUUUGUUAGAAAAUUUUUUGAAUGAAAAUAGUUUAUCUCAAAUCUUCAUCUUCAAUAAUUCUCUUGGCCGAAAAUUUGAUGGUGUUAUUGAAAGCUUUAUUGGAAAUAUAUUCUAUAUUUUACCCACAGAUUUGUUUAAAGAAAGAGAGGAAUUGCUAACCCAAUUAAUGAAGCAUUUCAAAGAUGUCAGCACCUCUUUGGAUGAGGUUAAGCCGUCCCUUUUGUAUGCUGCAAAAAUAGAGGAUAAGUGGAAUCGGGUGUCCAUCAUAAGUUUGUCUAAAACUGAUUCUCUAGUUCUCUGUGUCGAUUAUGGUGUUAAUUCUACUGUUGAGCUUUCAAAUUUGGCUCUCUUGCCUUUAGAAUUUCAUCAUAAGCCAUUAUUGCUACAUCCUUGCACCAUUAAAGACUAUGAAGAUAUGCCUUUAGAGUGUCGUGAAAUAAUAUUAGAAGGAAUUGAGAAUGGUAAAACGUUUAAAUUUGAAAUAGAUAAUGAUUAUUCUAAUGAUCUUAUGUUAGAAGUCAAGAUAGUGGCUGAAAAUUCUAUUAAUGUUCCAGAAAGUGAUAAGGAUCAGAAAUGCAAGAAUCCUGAUGAUACUGCCGAUGAUUCUAUUAGUACUAACCAUGGCCCUAAUGAUCCAGAAAUUUCUGAAACCUUAUUAUUGAAAACUAAAUCAGAGUCAGAAGAAAUAUCUCCAUCUGAGGAAAACGAAGAGCACAUGUGUAAAAUGUUAGGAGAAGUUGGUGUAUCUGAUGUUAUGGCAUCUUGUGUGGAUGAUGCCAAAUAUUUAGAAGCACAUGAUGAUAAUGAGAGCUCUAAAAUAGCCAGAGAUGUGAGCAAUAAUGAAGAAAUCUUGUACUGCCCUCAACCACCUGAAAGUGUUUUCAUGGGUGGCAAAAAGGAAAUUUCUACCGAUAUAUAUGAUGGAACUAAUUGUGAAAUAUUAGAUUAUGGUAAUGGAAAAGAAUACUCUGAAUCAGAUCAAAGGGAUGAAGCCAGUAAAAAUGACCAGUAUGAUUAUUCGGAACAUGCAUUUGAAGGUCAAGAAAAAAUUUCCAAAAAGACCAAUUCCAAUUUUGAUGAGUGUGAAGAUGAUGCUAGAAGUGAUAUUAGCCCCGACAGUACUGAAUUACAAGAUAGUGAAUGCGAACGAGCUCGUGAACUCUCUGAUGUGGAAUCUGAAAUUAAAACGUCCAACAAGCAAGGAAAUGAAAGAAAAGAGACCUUCCCUGAAAUAGAAAUUUCCAAUUUGUCCAAUGAAGAUCUAGAUUUAAAUCUUGAUGGUCGAAAUAACUCUUUGCAGGAGCCUGAAAGUUCAUGUUUAGAACAUUGCAAUGAAACAGAGGAUAGUUCUCAAGAACCUGAAAGUUCCUGCUUUGAACUUUCUACUGAAACAGAAGAUAUUUCUCAAGAACCUGAGAGUUCUUGUUUAGAACAUUUGAAUGAAGCAGAAGAUAUUUCUCAAGAACCUGAGAGUUCCUGUUUAGAACAUUUGAAUGAAGCACAGAAUUUUUCUCAAGAACCUGAAAGUUCCUGCUUGGUUGAUGCAGAGGACUUUUCUCGAAAGCCUGAAAGUUCAUGUUCAGAAAAUUUAAAUGAUGCAGAGAAUUUUUCUCAAGAACCUGAGAGCUCCUGUUUAGAACAUUUGAAUGAAGCACAGAAUUUUUCUCGAGAACCUGAAAGUUCUUGCUUGGUUAAUGCAGAGAACUUUUCCCAAGAGCCUGAAAGUUCCUGUUCAGACAAUUUAAAUGAUGCAGAGAAUCUUUCUCAAGAACCUGAGAGUUCCUGUUUAGAAUAUUUGAAUGAAACAGAAGAUAUUUCUCAAGAACCUGAGAGCUCCUGUUUAGAACAUUUGAAUGAAGCACAGAAUUUAUCUCGAGAACCUGAAAGUUCCUGCUUGGUUAAUGCAGGGGACUUUUCCCAAGAGCCUGAAAGUUCCUGUUCAGACAAUUUAAAUGAUGCAGAGAAUCUUUCUCAAGAACCUGAGAGUUCUUGUUUAGAAUAUUUGAAUGAAACAGAAGACAUUUCUCAAGAACCCGAGAGUUCCUGUUUAGAACAUUUGAAUGAUGCACAGAAUUUUUCUCAAGAACCUGAAAGUUCUUAUUUAGUUGGUAAUGAGGACUUUUCUCCCGUUCCUGAAAGUUUAUGUUCAGAAAAUUUAAAUUAUACAGAAAACUUUUCCCAAGAACCUGAAAGUUCAUGUUUAGAACAUUUGAAUGAAGUAAAGAACAUUUCUCAGGAACCUGAAAGUGCACGAUUAGAAGAUGUGAAAAGCACACCAAAAGUGGAAGCUGAAAGCCUAUCUGAGAUAAUCCCUGAAACUUCUAUUAAAAUACAAAAUGACGGCAAUGUAGUUGAAGAAAAUGAUUGGGAUGAAAGACCAGAAUGUGAUAUAAAACAAGAACUUUUGGCACAUGGUAAAUGUUCUGUGCCUGCGAAUGUUGCUGCAGAAUGUGAAGGACAUGGUGAUCAUAACUUACCUUUAAAGGAAGGGUCUAUAACAGAUAAUUCUUCAGAAAAUCAAAGUGAUGUAGUUAGUGAUUUAGAAUCAAAUUUAUCUGAAACUGUAAACAAUCAUGACCCACAAAAUUUCACAAUUAAUGAACAAAAUACUGUGAGGCAGCUUUCUGAACUUGCAGGAGAAGCAUGUGCCCAACAAAGUAAACUAACAGAUCCUCCAUACAGAUUAUCUGACGGAAAUGUCUUCGUCUCUCACAUCACUGUCUCUGGUGGCUCUAUUGUGUUUCCCGCCAUUCCCAAAGGUCUACUGCCCAAACUUUGCCUAUUCAAAGGAUCUUUGCAACAAACUUACUCUCUUGAAAUGCCAAUUCCUGAUUCUGUAUCUGUUUCAGAUUUAUAUGCAGUGUUCUAUGAAGGCGAAUGGUACAGGGGAAAAGUUUUAGGCACCAAACAGAAAUUGGUCACUCUCCUAUUCAUAGACAAUGGUUUAUGCCCCAAUAUUGAAAUGACGGCUGUCCGGUACUUAAAUGAGGAGCACAAAGCUGUACCCCCGUUCGCCUUGUGGUGUGUUUUAGCAAGUGCCUUCUGCCUUCCACACAAUGAACAGAUACUGCAAGUGUUUCUGGAUGCUAUGUUAAAGGAUGCAUCAAACACAAAGCAGGAUAUUGCAGUGAGGGUGAUCCAAGAAGGAGAGCCCUAUAAGGUCAGUUUAUUAAUUGAAGGUAAUGAGCUUCUGAAUGUGCUACUGUCGGAAAAACAAAUCAUCCAGCAGCUGGACAGUGCUUUGAUCCCACCCGGAGAACACCUUGCAAAAGUGUCGUGUUUAAACUCGGCAGGCAGCCUAGAGAUGCACGUUAACCUCGUGUCUGAACUCGAAAAAUUGAAAGAUUUGAAUAGUUCCAUGCAGCUUACGUACAACACAGAUAAUCCAAAGUCACCUAUAAUUGAGUCUGCUGUUUAUGCUGUGCAACACAGAGGUGUUUGGAGAAGAGGUCAAGCUGUUACUUCUCCUACUGGAAUGCAUAUUCAUCUAGUGGAUUCAGGGGAAAAAACAGACAUUGAGGAUGUUUAUCCUCUUUUACCCGAGCACUGCAUACUUCCACCCUGUUCUAUUCCGUGUGAAUUGGGCACAGAUGCUAUUGUUGCCAAGUGUGAUCCCUCUGACGUUCUAGAAAUGCUUAAUGAAAAAGAAUUUAAAGUUCAGGUUGAAGCUUCCACGGCAAAGUUGGCUGAUGAACAGUUUUUAAUUCACCUCAAAGAAAUUUUAGCAUCUCUCCCUGCUAAGCAUUAGGUAAAAUCAUAACGAGACUUCAUUUUUUAUUUUUUGUUAUAAUUUGAGAAACAAGAAAGCAUUAUAGAUUUUGUACAGACUUCAUUUAUCCUUUAAUUCUCUUUUCAAUUAUUGAUCUUGUCACCUUUUCAUAGUUUUGCUUCGGAAGGACGCAGAGCUUCUUUUUUUUCUUUUCAGUUUGCUCCUGUAUUAACAUUACUUUCAAAUAACUGUGUAUAUGAAAAAGAAAAGACAUUAUUUUAUGUGUAAGCUGAGUUUACCAGGAGAAAUAAUGUAAAUAAAUAUUUUUUGCUACUUU